Messenger RNA from Neogale vison (American mink), 3617 nucleotides. RefSeq names its product sphingomyelin phosphodiesterase 4 (gene SMPD4). The coding region runs from base 57 to 2660 and encodes 867 amino acids. Lineage: Eukaryota; Metazoa; Chordata; Mammalia; Carnivora; Mustelidae. Gene Ontology annotation, biological process: sphingomyelin catabolic process; ceramide biosynthetic process; glycerophospholipid catabolic process. The transcript is spliced from 20 exons. Gene Ontology annotation, molecular function: sphingomyelin phosphodiesterase D activity. The record is from RefSeq and is a predicted model, not a curated record.
AGUUGAAGGUGCGUUUCCCGCCAGGGUAGGGGAGGCGUGAUGCCAGGCGCAGCUUGAUGACGACAUUUCGGCGCCGGGUAGCCGAAUGGCGGUCUCCUUCCCUUAGGCGCGGGAGUUUAUGGGUUCCACAGUGGUUUCCUAAGACGGCCGUUGUCUGCGGGUCCCGAGAGGUUGCAAUGGCGUUUCCUCACCUGCAGCAGCCCAGCUUUCUGCUGGCUAGCCUGAAAGCUGACUCUAUAAAUAAGCCCUUUGCACAGCGGUGCCAAGACUUGGUUAAAGUCAUCGAGGAUUUUCCAGCAAAGGAGCUGCACGCCAUCUUCCCAUGGCUGGUGGAGAGCAUUUUUGGCAGCCUGGACGGUGUCCUUCUCGGCUGGAACCUCCGCUGUUUGCAGGGACGCAUGAGUCCUGUGGAAUACAGCAUUGCAAUGGAAUUUCUAGACCCCGGUGGCCCAAUGAUGAAGUUGGUUUAUAAGCUUCAGGCCGAAGAUUAUAAGUUUGACUUUCCUGUCUCCUACCUGCCUGGCCCCGUGAAGGCGUCCAUCCAGGAGCGCGUGCUCCCUGACAGCCCUCUGUACCACAACAAGGUCCAGUUCCCCCCGACAGGGGGUCUUGGCCUCCACUUGGCCCUCAAUCCGUUCGAGUACUACAUGUUCUUCUUUGCUUUAAGCCUCAUCACUCAAAAGCCACUCCCUGGGGCUCUCCACAUAAGAACUUCAGACUGUGCCUAUUUCAUCCUCGUGGACCGGUACCUGUCAUGGUUCCUGCCCACAGAAGGCAGUGUGCUCCCCCCGUUCUCCUCCAGUCCUGGGGGGCCCAGCCCCUCACCAGCUCCCAGGACACCAGCCAUGCCCUUCGCUUCCUAUGGCCUCCACCACACCAGCCUCCUGAAGCGACAUGUCUCUCAUCAGACGUCUGUGAAUGCAGACCCCGCCUCCCAUGAGAUCUGGAGGUCCGAGACACUACUCCAGGUUUUUGUUGAAAUGUGGCUUCAUCAUUAUUCCUUGGAGAUGUACCAAAAAAUGCAGUCCCCUCAUGCCAAGCUGGAGGUUCUGCACUACCGACUCAGUGUCUCCAGCGCCCUCCACAGCCCUGCCCAACCCAGCCUCCAGGCCCUUCACGCCUACCAAGAGUCAUUCACGCCCACCGAGGAGCACGUGCUGGUGGUGCGCCUGCUGCUCAAACACCUGCACGCCUUCUCCAACAGCCUGAAGCCCGAGCAGGUCUCUCCGUCCACCCACUCCCACGCCACCAGCCCCCUGGAGGAGUUCAAACGGGCUGCUGUCCCAAGGUUUGUACAACAGAAGCUCUACCUCUUCCUGCAGCACUGCUUUGGCCACUGGCCCCUGGAUGCAUCAUUCAGAGCCGUUCUGGAGAUGUGGCUGAGCUACCUGCAGCCCUGGAGGUACGCACCUGAGAAGCCGGCUCCGAGCAGCGACUGCCAGCCCCGGGCUGUGUCAGAGAGAUGGGCGCCCUUUGUGCAGGAGAACCUGCUUAUGUACACUAAGCUCUUCGUGGGCUUUCUGAGCCGUGCGCUCCGCACUGACCUGGUCAGCCCCAAGAACGCGCUCAUGGUGUUCCGAGUGGCCAAAGUCUUUGCCCAGCCCAACCUGGCUGAGAUGAUCCAGAAAGGGGAGCAGUUGUUCCUGGAGCCUGAGCUCGUCAUCCCACACCGCCAGCACCGACUCUUCACAGCGUCCCCCUUUACGGGCAGCUUCCUGUCCUCGUGGCCACCGGCCGUCACCGACACCUCCUUUAAGGUGAAGAGCCACGUCUACAGCCUGGAGGGCCAGGACUGCAAGUACACCCCGAUGUUUGGGCCUGAGGUCCGGACGCUGGUCCUGCGCCUGGCUCAGCUUAUCACGCAGGCCAAGCAGACCGCCAAGUCCAUCUCUGACCAGUGUGGGGAGAGCACACCCGGCCGCCCCUUCCUGUCGUGGCUGGGCUUCUACUCCACAGAUACGAACGGCUGCUACCCAGCCAACGACCUGGACGAGAUGGGGCAAGACAGCGUCCGCAAGACUGACGAGUACCUAGAGAAGGCUCUGGAGUACCUGUGCCAGAUGUUCCGACUCAGUGAGGCCCAGCUCGCCCAGCUCACGCUCGCCCUGGGGACGACACAAGAUGAGAAUGGGAAGAAGCAGCUCCCAGACUGCAUCGUGGGAGAGGAUGGGCUCAUCCUUACACCCCUGGGCCGCUACCAGAUCAUCAAUGGGCUACGGAGGUUCGACAUCGAGUACCAGGGGGACUUGGAGCUACAGCCCAUCCGGAGCUACGAGAUCGCUAGCCUGGUCCGCAUGCUCUUCCGACUGUCAUCCGCCAUAAACCAGAGGUUUGCAGGCCGGAUGGCAGCCCUGUGUGCCCGGGCCGACUUCCUUGGCAGCUUUUGCCGCUACCAUCUCACAGAGCCCGGGCUGGCAGGCAGGCGCCUGCUGAGCCCUGUGGCGCGGGGGUCUGCAGCCAGCCGGGCCCGGGGUCCGAGGCUCAGCCUGCGCUUCCUGGGCAGCUACCGGACGCUGCUGUCGCUGCUUCUAGCUUUCUUCGUAGCCUCCCUGUUCUGCGUUGGGCCCCUGACCUGUGCCCUGCUCCUUGUGCUGGGCUACCUCCUCUACGCUGUGGCCAUGACGCUGCUCACUGAGCGAAGCAAGCUGCACCAGCUCUGACCUCAGGCCACACACGACCCUGGCUAGGCCGGCAGGAGGGACAUGUAGCCCCUCGCUUGGGCCUGGAGGUCACCUCCAAGCAACAGGUCAUUUUCCUGCAGCCACGGAGCUAUGCGUAAGAGAGGCUAAAACAAGGAGGGUGUGGGCCGGGCCAGGCCAGGCGAGGACGAGCGUGGCAUCCAUUGGCCUGUUAGUCUCACAGGACAGCCGCGGACCCGGCUGCUCGAUCCUCCCUGCUCCCCUCAGCCCCAGGCCCUGCCGUGACACAGCACUCGAGGCCUUUCUCUGCUCUGACCAUCCUGGGUUGAGCUGUGUGCUCCCCAGAUGGGGCCUUGCCAUCUGUCAGGUUGGCAGGGUGGUGCAAGUCCCCUUUCCCUGGUGACAGCAGGACGGGAGCUCAGCCUCUGAUUCCAGAGAAGAAUCCCAAACCCUAGAGGCUCCUGAGAAAGUUAAGAGGGUGGUUCUGGUUCCUGACUAUAAAGCAAGGUUCUCCCAUCACAUUUGGCAAAGUGAGGGUCAUUCUUCACACCUUCCCGGCAGUUCCAACGCUGGGCCAUCCGAUUCCACCUAGUAGGAGAAAAGACCCUCCAGGAGAACAGAUGCUUAGUGGGAUGGAGCUUCACCUCUGCCUCCCUCCUCGCCCCCGUGCUAUUAAACAUGUCACUUGGUGGUGGCCCAGCCUCACUGCCCAGCCAGGAUGGGUGCACAUGUCCCAGGGGCAGAGAGGAUGCGGCAGGGCCAUGGGAGUCGGGCAGCGUCUGGUCUGCAACCAAAGAUGGUCACAGGAUUAUUUGUAUCUUCAGUAAAAUCAGGUGCAAAGGCCCUAACUUUUUUAUGACAUUUAAAUGUUCAAUUACACAUUCAUGGUCAGCAGUCAUCCCCACAGGGACUCAGGCACUUUUGUUCAUCAUAUGGUGACACACCAGAGAAAACAUCUGAACAACGAUUUUAAACCAA